GUUGGGGGAACGGCAGAAAGCAGCUAUCCGUUUACACUACUUUGCUCUAGCAGCUAUCUUAAUGGUGACUGCGUGGCCUGGGGGAAACCUGAUCGGCCAGAUCCAGCCGAAACCGGGAGGGAGGGAGUGGGCUUUCCGGAGGGGGGAGGGGGAGGGAGACGAAGAAGGAGGAGUAAGAGAGGGGGAAAGAAAGAGGAAAAGAGUGCGAGGGAGUGAGGGAGGGAGGAAAAUAAACAACAAAAAAUGUCCUCUUCCUCCCCCACCGGGCAGAUUGCAAGUGCGGCGGACAUCAAGCAGGAGAAUGGGAUGGAAAGCGCCUCGGAAGGACAGGAGGCGCACCGAGAAGUGGCGGGGGGCGCGGCGGCUGGGCUGAGCCCCCCGGCUCCAGCUCCUUUCCCCCUGGAGCCGGGGGACGCCGCGGCUGCCUCCAGGGUAAGCCGGGAGGAAGGGGCAGCGGCGGCCGGAGCGGCAGAUCAGGUACAACUCCACUCGGAACUUCUGGGCAGGCACCAGCACGCAGCCACCGCGCAGCCCCCGCUGGCCUUCUCGCCGGACCAUGUCGCCUGCGUGUGCGAGGCGUUGCAGCAGGGGGGCAACCUGGACCGCCUGGCCCGGUUCCUUUGGUCCCUGCCCCAGAGCGACCUGCUACGUGGCAACGAGAGCCUGCUGAAGGCGCGAGCGCUCGUGGCCUUCCACCAGGGCAUCUACCCUGAGUUGUACAGCAUCCUCGAGAGCCACAGCUUCGAGUCGGCCAACCAUCCGCUGCUGCAGCAGCUCUGGUACAAGGCGCGCUACACCGAGGCCGAGCGAGCGCGCGGCCGGCCGCUGGGCGCCGUGGACAAGUACCGGCUGCGCAGGAAAUUCCCCUUGCCCCGCACCAUCUGGGACGGCGAGGAGACGGUGUAUUGUUUCAAGGAGAAGUCGCGCAACGCGCUUAAGGAGCUCUACAAGCAGAAUCGCUACCCCUCGCCCGCCGAGAAGCGGCACCUGGCCAAGAUCACUGGCCUCUCCCUCACCCAGGUCAGCAACUGGUUCAAGAACCGGCGGCAGCGCGACCGAAACCCCUCCGAGACCCAGUCCAAAAGCGAAUCAGAUGGCAACCCCAGCACUGAAGACGAAUCCAGCAAGGGACAUGAGGAUUUGUCUCCUCAUCCACUUUCAGGCGCAUCUGAUGGCGUCACCAACCUCAGCCUUUCUAGCCACAUGGAGCCAGUAUAUAUGCAACAAAUUGGAAAUGCUAAGAUAUCAUUAAGCUCGUCUGGAGUUUUGCUGAAUGGAAGCUUGGUACCCGCAAGUACUUCACCCGUCUUCCUUAAUGGCAAUUCUUUUAUUCAGGGACACAAUGGAGUUAUCCUUAAUGGACUGAAUGUGGGAAAUACACAGACAGUGUCACUGAACCCACCCAAAAUGUCUUCAAACACUGUGGGCAAUGGCAUAGCCAUGACAGACAUCCUGGGAUCUACCUCACAGGAUGUGAAAGAAUUCAAAGUCCUCCAGAGUUCUGCUGUGAACUCAGCAGCCACCACCUCCUACAGCCCUAGUGCCCCUGUGUCAUUCCCAGGGCUGAUACCCUGUACUGAAGUGAAAAGAGAAGGCGUUCAGACAGUGGCCUCCCAGGAUGGCGGCUCUGUAGUGACUUUUACUACACCAGUGCAAAUUAACCAGUAUGGCAUUGUCCAGAUCCCUAAUUCUGGAGCAAAUGGCCAGUUCCUUAAUGGGAGCAUUGGAUUCUCUCCACUGCAGCUGCCUCCUGUCUCAGUAUCAGCUUCACAAGGUCAUCUUUCGGUGACUCCAAGCACUUCGGAUGGAAGCACAUUUACAAGUGAGUCGGCCACAGUCCAGCAUGGUAAACUUUUCCUGAGCCCUCUUACCCCCAGUGCAGUGGUAUACACUGUACCUAAUUCAGGCCAGACUGUAGGAGCUGUAAAACAGGAAGGCUUAGAAAGAGGCCUAGUCUUUUCUCAGUUGAUGCCUGUCAAUCACAACGCACAAGUAAAUGCAAACCUGUCUUCGGAAAAUCUCUCUGGGAGUGGCCUCCAUCCUCUGACCUCUUCGUUGGUUAAUGUGUCCGCCGCCCACGGUUUUUCCCUAACCCCCUCUACACUACUAAAUCCCGCUGAGCUAAACCCCGACCUUGCUGAGAGCCAGCCAGUGUCUGCACCUGUGGCAAGCAAAUGUACUGUGACAUCUGUCAGCAACACUAACUACGCAACCCUUCAGAACUGUUCCCUUAUUCCUGGUCCAGACCUAUUGUCCGUCCCGAUGACCCAGGCUGCCCUGGGUGAGAUAGUUCCCACAGCCGAAGAGCAGGUGAGCCACGCCUCGCCAGCAGUCCACCAGGAUUUUGUAAGAGAACAGCGCUUGGUUCUGCAAUCAGUCGCUAACCUGAAAGAGAACUUCUUACAAAAUUCUGAGAACAAAACAACAAACAACUUAAUGAUGUUGGACUCGAAAUCCAAGUACGUCCUGGACGGCAUGGUUGAACCCGGCUGUGAAGACCUGGGAACGGACAAAAAAGAGCUGGCCAAGCUCCAAACUGUCCAGUUGGAUGAAGAUAUGCAAGACUUAUAAGCCUGAUUCACUCCACACAUCCCCCCACCCCUUCUCUGCUAUAACAGGAGCAAAUCAUUUUCUUUGUGAAGCCCCGAAGAUGGGGCGCUUCUACUCAUUUAGAGGAAAACACUGUACUUCUGCGAGCAAGUGCGUUUGGGUUGAGCUGCAUGGCGAGCAUAGUUAAAUAUACAGGAGUGGAACUGCAUUGCUGAAGCCUUUCUGGUCCCAUCGUGCUCGCUUUGAAACAGAUAGGGACAAGGCAACAAAUGAAUGCAUCAAACCAUCAUCUAUCAUUUAGUCAGCAGUUAUAAAUCUUAAGGGCGAGACGGAACGUGAUGGUAUUUCAAAUUUAAAACGUAUACACCUCACUUAGAAAAUUAACCGCUCCAGGCUGUUGGAAGCUAUGCAGUUGGUUUUUGUUUGUUUACUUUUACUCCAUGGGCAUUGAGAUGGUUAAGAAGCAACGGCACUCUAGACUAUCGUAAGGGUAUAUUUUUCAAAUUAUGUAGCGUAUAUGUGUGUGUGUUGGUGUGUGCAUACACACAUUGGUCGUUUUCAGCAUUUUGGGGGAAAGGCUUGGUUUUAAGUCUCUACGUGUUUCCAGAUGUGAUUGCUAAUGGUCAAAUGUGGCAGAGAAAGUCUGAAACGCCACUACAAUCCGGUACGAAUGUAAAUCCAGGUCUGUAAGCAAGAUCUGAGUUAAGUACAGUAAGUUUUUAUUUAUACCGUGUAUGUCUCUCUUCAGGCUCUGUGAACUGAAAGGAAGGCUGUCUUCUUACUGUUUAAUUUAUAUUUAUUGUUUGAGCAGGAAUAGGACAUCUUUGUUUCCAAACGAGGUUUUGCUUUUUUGUUUUUUGUAAUUGUUAUCAAGAGUCUAUUAAGGUCAACGUCAACACUGAAACAGUAACUGUUGACCCCCAGUACUGGAACUUGGCUACUUCUCCUCACAACCGUCUUACUUUGGCAACUUUGAUUCCUUUAAAUCUGUUUUAUAUAGACUCCUAUGUGCCUUUUUACCUUGUGGCCUUUUUAUUACUAGUAAGGUACAGAAGCGUCAACAGGAGUGUUGAUGGUUCUUUUGUGCCGUCAAACAGGGUUCAGUUUACCACACAGAACUCCUUUAUACAGGACAUCUGCUUCACUAAAUAUCAUGUGUAAGGUUUCUCCUGCAAGUGGAUGACAGAUAUUGUUGAUGCUUCUCAUCACAAUGAAAGUAAAAAAUUAUAGAAGACCAUGAAACAGCAAUUCUUCAGGCUAUGAAAACAAUCCUUUUUGUUCUGUUUUGGUUUUAGGUUUUUUUGAGAAAGAGUUUCUCAGUUUAACAGAGAAACUGUUACUGACUGUCCUGGAACUCACUUUCUAGACCAGGCUGGCCUUGAAUUCACAGAGAUCCACCUGCCUCUGCCCCCCAAGUGCUGGGAUUCCACUGCCCAACUUGAAAACAACCAUUUUAAAGUAAACAAAAUAUAUGUAAAUUGUACUAAUCAAAAUCUGUCCAAUUGAAGCUUCAUUCCUACUGUUUUGAAUUUGGUUGGUAUACGGUAACACAUGACUGUUGCCUGUCCUAUUUAAUCAAGUAAACCCUUCAGGUUUCUGUGGAAAAGUCUCUUGUAUGAUAACGUUGUGAGCUGAGUUUAAAAGUUUUAGCGGGACUCUGCAUCCACAAUAUAACAAUGCAAUGGCUUCGUGCCGUUAGUCCAGGCAUCUCUGAUUUCAGAAAGUAAGAAGGCAAUCUUUUCUAAGGUGACGUUUCAGUUGUUAAGCUGAAAAAGACAGUGCCACACCUUGCUUUCCUUAAGAUGUUGGGAGGGACUGCUCGGUUUCUAGCUAACAUACUCAUCGGCUGAGCUUCUCAAAUAAGGCUCACUUUAGCAUUUAUUGCUACUAUAAAGGGAACUUUCAGUCAAGAUAAAGAGCCCUAUGCAGAAUUCUGUGCCCAUCAUUUUGGUAAAGAUUCUAGAUCCCAUUUUUGUGAAAUUACUGAAUGUCCCUCAAAUGCUGAAAUACGAAAUUUGGGCCAGAGGCUGUUUGUUUUGGGAGCUUUUAUUUUUUUUCACAUAGCCGGUUGCUUCAGUGUGGUUUUCCACUCUGACACUACUUACACAGCUCGGCUGCCCCCAUCUCCCUCCCAGUUAUGUACUGAUCAUAUUAAUGUGAUUAGCUUCAUGGUUUUGUAGUAUAGUUUACAUAAAAAUGAUAUUUUUUCACUAGAUAGCUGCAGGUAUCAAGAGGUCAUUAUUUUAAAAUACCUGUCUGGUAAGGGAAGUGGGAAAGUCAAAACGUUAUAUAAGGUGUGUGGGUGUGUGUGUGUGUGUGUGUGUGUGUGUGUGUGUGAUGGAAAACUUCCACACAACUGACAAAAGUAUCUCUUUUAUUCCGAGUUCUUCCUCUUUUUCUCCCUAUGAGAAAGAAAAGAUAGCACAAAACUAAGUACUUACCUAGGAAAUGUAUUCAUAUUCCGACAUGAUGAGCUUCUAGCCCUACAAACACCCCAGGUAGCUAUAUAACCCACCAGGUAGGAAUCAGUGCACAUUAGAAGAACUUAGUGUUCUUUUCUCUUCUUUCAGUAGAAUAAGGGCCAGUUGAUAUGCAGCCCGUGUCUGUGUGGAUGGAAUCCGAUAAACCCUGUGAUCUCCUUGCACAGAAUUGCAAAUGACUCCCCCCUCCCCCAACACCAAGGCCCAGCCUCAGAGCCCUUGGAGUUUAUGUGGCAGAAUAUCUGUCUUACAUAAACCAAUGCUUGAAGAUGCUGCAAAGGACCCUCUAGCGAUUCCUGAGGAGGAAUCAGACUAGAGGUCAAUAACUCCCUUUAAACCCAACCCCUGCUGCUGGCUGUGAGAUUUUCUGGUGCCAGCUUAUCUAUGCACUCUGUAGCCAGAAUUGGCAUUCAGCUCUUAGUUACAUCUAAUAGAGAGGACAGCUUAGCAUUCAAAGAAGAUCCCCCCCCCAAAAAAAAACAAGCAAGUACCUGUGUUGUACUGCAUAAAUAUCUCAUGUAGAUUCAUAGUGAAGACUUAAUACGUGUUCUGGAGCCUUUCUUGUGUUGUGAAAGGCAAGUAGAUGUUGUAGCCAUAGGUUUUUUUCUGUUUCUGUUUUUUUUUUUUAAAUCCAUAGUUGAAUUGCACAAUGCCCUUAACUCUCUGUAUGUACCCUUGUUGUUCUGCAUGUUAAAGCUGGAAUUAUUGGGCAUGUAUGGCAGGCUAUCCUGCUGCAUCCUCAAUAUGUGGACAUUAGUACAUAAACUCGAGUCCUUCAUCCUCUAAAAUGUUUUUGACAGAUCAUCUCAUAAAAAUAAUUCAGGAAAUCUGUAGGGAAAGUAGUUAUGUUUUACAAGAGCCAUUUCAAAGUCUUCCUAAAACUUGGAUGAUAGAACCUAAUGUUUAUUUUGUGUCUAAUCGAGACAUUUCAAUUUCAUUAGAUGUUACCACGUUUUUAUUAAUUCAAAUUAUAUCGCAUGUGACUCUUUUGACUUUCAGGGUUUCUCAAAAAAAAAUGUAUCAUUUUGUUGCAUGUACUGUAUGUUCAGAGGCAAUCAGUUGUAUACUCAAUAUGGUUUUACUGUGCCUUACAUGAAGAGAAACUAUACAGAAUGUAUGACAUGGGGUGGGAAACAGCCUCUACUGCACUGUUAGGCGACAGCACACAGCAUGUCCCAGAACAUUUCUGUGUUUAAUUACCCAACCAAAGAGAUCUAAAGUAUGUAUGUUGUACUGUAAUGGGGGUUAGGCCUGGACAAUUUAAGUGUUUUAUUUGUUUUCUGAAAUGAUGUGAACUUAUUUUUCUAAACACUAUGCUAAAUAAACUUUAUAUUUAUACAUA
Molecule: messenger RNA, 6372 nt
Organism: Rattus norvegicus (Norway rat)
Lineage: Eukaryota; Metazoa; Chordata; Mammalia; Rodentia; Muridae
Gene: Six4
Product: SIX homeobox 4
Exons: 3
Coding region: 244-2571 (775 amino acids)
Biological process (GO): regulation of DNA-templated transcription
Cellular component (GO): nucleus; cytoplasm
Molecular function (GO): DNA binding; sequence-specific DNA binding; DNA-binding transcription factor activity, RNA polymerase II-specific
Source: RefSeq, marked validated